AUGAUAGAUAAUACUGACAACGAGGAAAAUAUUAUAGAACAACCACCUAUAGAUAAUACUGACAACGACGUAGAACUACCACCUAGAGAUGAUAUUGACAAUGAUGAAAACGUGUUGCAGAAGUCAGACUUGUCGGGAAAACUUGUCGCGUGGUCGGUGGAGCUGUCAGAGUAUGGUUUGAAGUAUGUCAAGAGAGGAAAGGUUGGAGCGGAGUCUUUAACAGAUUUCGUGGUAGAAUUAACACCAGAAGCCGGCGAGAGAAUAAGCACGCAAUGGACGUUGUUCGUCGAUGGAUCGUCGAAUGAAAAUGGAAGCGGAGCAGGGGUUACAUUGCAAGGACCUGGGGAAUUAAUACUAGAGCAGUCUCCAAGAUUUCAGUUCAAAGCAAGCAAUAACCAGGCGGAGUACGAAGCACUAAUCGCAGGUUUAAAGUUAGCAAUCGUGGUUCAGAUCGACAGUUUGCUGGUUAGAACAGAUUCGUUGCUGGUGGCAAUUCAAGUGAACGAGGUAUUUCAGGUGAAAGAGCCUGCUCUGAUAAAAUAUCUGGAGCGUGUGCGACUCCUAAUGGGUCGGAGUAUGAUUCAGGAAACACUGGCCAAUCCAAGCAUAGAGGGGGAGCUGGUGGCCUGCGUUGAGUGCCAGAAAACAUGGAUGGACCCCAUCGUGGACAUCUUGAGGGGGGAGCCGAGUGAGGUAGUAAGGUACACGAAGAACAGAGGCGAGAGGCGGGACACUACACGCUGCACGGUUUUCCAAGAGGAUUUAGCUCGCACCUCUUGA
Molecule: messenger RNA, 780 nt
Organism: Lotus japonicus
Lineage: Eukaryota; Viridiplantae; Streptophyta; Magnoliopsida; Fabales; Fabaceae
Exons: 2
Coding region: 1-780 (259 amino acids)
Molecular function (GO): RNA-DNA hybrid ribonuclease activity; nucleic acid binding
Source: RefSeq, a predicted model, not a curated record